Messenger RNA from Suillus bovinus, 3288 nucleotides. RefSeq lists its product as uncharacterized. NCBI's taxonomy places the organism in Eukaryota, Fungi, Basidiomycota, Agaricomycetes, Boletales, Suillaceae. The transcript is spliced from 15 exons. The record is from RefSeq and is a predicted model, not a curated record. Bases 1 to 3288 code for a protein of 1095 amino acids.
AUGCCGCGACCAUCGCUACAGCGCACCAGUGUGCACACUACACCUGCUUCCAAUCCCCCAAGAUACAAUAAGAAGAUCGAGGAGGAUAGGCGCACCAGUGUGCGCACUAUACCUGCCUCCAGUCCCUCAAGACACAAUAAGAAGAUGGAGGAGGAUAGGCGGACCAGUUCCCCUAAGACCAAGGAAAUUGAGGCGCAUGAUAAGAAAACCUAUAAGAUAGACGGUAAACAAAGAACAAGAGAGGACUCACCUGAGGGAACGUGCCCUGCAAAAAAGAAAGUCUUAAGUGAGGAACCAAAGUCCAAAAUCCCAUUGUAUGGACAAUGCCAGUUCACACAAUCACAUGACCUGUUGGUUCGAAAUCUUUCUGGUACCAGUUCUAUGUCGCGUUGUCCCUGCCUAAUGUCAUCUACCAAAAAGAAUGUUGCCAAGAAGCGGGCUGCUGGAGGCAUUGCCCGCAGAGUUAGUGGUCCCAUUGGUUCUCCUGUUUCUGAUGUGGAAGAGGUGUUGCAAACCACAGAGCCAGAUCUGCCUGGCGCAGACAUUCACAGCCUAUGGUGUAUGAUCUGCCAUGACAGCGCCGAGGGAGACAUUGUACUCUACAAGUGCGAUGUUUGCCCGCACAUCAUGUGCAGUUGCUGUAUCAAUGUCCCUGCCAGUCACGUUGGCCUUGUACAGCAUGUCGACGUGUUUUUCCUUUGCCUGUCGUGUCAUUCUCAGCGCUGCCUCAGGAAGCCGGCUCCAUACAUUGGAUUCUACAGCACCGGCUUGCCAGAGCAAGGAGGGCGUCCUGUCCUUCUGCAUUUCCUCCGGUUCAAUGGCAAGUUUGAGACGUCAUCAUACACGUUGAUGGCUUCCACGCCCAUCACUGUCAUUCAUUUCAUCCUCAGCAGCAAGACUGAAGUUAUUACACCCAUUCCCCUCCUUUCUCACUACUUGAAGUACUUUUUUCCUAAUGGUGGGUACACUUACCUGGAGGUCGUGUUCGAUGUUGCGACACAUGAGAAGAUCAACGCAUACACUCACAUGCAGCAAACCAUUCUGAACAAGAUAGUGGGUGGCUAUUUUCAGGUACUAUCUACAGUGUUCAGUCCUCGUGACUCUCUUCUCAAGGCUGCUAACAUGGUGUUCCUCAUGUGCAGCUCUAUUGUUGCCUAUGAGGACUCAUUUGUUGAGCUCAAGCAGGCCAUCCUGAAUCUCGAGGUCACCUCUGCCAUCAUAUUCCCCGCAACAAGGUUCCAACCACUGGUCGCCACCAACUUCUUACUUGCAAUGGCGGAGCUCGUCGUAGUCGAGCAACUCGAUCUACACAAUGUCUUCCCUGCUCUUCUCUUCCUUUUUAACCGCCUUGGACAACAUUCCAAAGUCAUUCUGAUGACAAGGGAUGACAGUGCAAACAGUCCUCGGCUGUUGGUGACAACUUUUGCGUGCGCCCACAUGCAGACGCAGCCCUGGGGCAUCGAGGUGCCUGGACAAUGCCCUCUCUGUGGAUCAACUAACAGCUGGUCAGAGAAGGUCGGUGUGGCAGUGCUCAACAAGUCUGAAGACGCCAAUGCUCAAGACUGGGCUACAGUUGCAAGAUAUAUAUAUACUUGUACAUACAUUGGAUGUGGUAAGAGCCAGGAAAAGCCCUCCCACAGGUUCUACAUGGACAAACCUCCGGGUGUUCUUGUCAACGCAGCUAAGAGUAAGACCAGUGGGUGGUUCAAGUCCCCUUCCACUAUCUUUCCACCUCCACCCUUGGUUCAGUCAUCGCCUACUCGUAAUUUAAUUAAUUUUGUGUUCAAGGUUGAACAUCUCCAUACAAUACGCAACCAGAUUGUCACCAAGCACAAAUCACUGGAGGAUUCUGUUGUCUUGCCAAAGGGCUUGAGAAAGUUCCUAACCAAUGAGGAUGACAUACGUGCCGAAGAAGAGAUUCUAGGAGCUGAACAGGACCAGGAUGAAGCAUCUGGUGUGUUGCCUGAGGAGAGGGAGGCUGCAGCUCGUCCAAAGGAUGCUGGAUUCUACAAAAAGGAAAUUACUGACUGGGACGUCGCGCAGAAGCUCUUCAAGGAGGAAAUCAAUGAUUAUGACAAGGAAGAGCAGUCAAAGUUAGGGGAAAAACAUUCAAUUAAAUUCUGUAUGAGAAAUGCGAGGGAAUGGUUCAAAAAUAUGACCCCCACACAAGAGAAAGAGAUACAGGAUGCCAAGGAAAAGUGGGAUACCAAGGGUGCACCAGCCGAGUCACAGGCAAUGUAUCAAAAGAGAAACCUCAAAAAAAUCCUGGAGGAUUUUACAGAACAAAUUUGUUGUACUAUGGGAUGUCGUGUCGUGAUGCUAGUCAGUCACAAAAAAAUUUCAGAUCAGACUUUGAACGUUAUUGUUUACGAGUCCAAGGCCGUGAAUAGCAAGAGAUUGUUCACACAAAGUUCAAAAGGCAACAAAGAAUGGAUGUCUGAUGGGUUCAAUAAAUUUGCUGAGUGGUCCAAGGCAGAAUUUUACUCAGAUGAGGAUACAAAGGACAAGUUGCCUGAACUUAUUUUGGACCAGAAAGGCUAUGCGAAGCUUCCGUUACGCGGUGGCAUUAACACCAAAGGACAGCAAGAACUAGUCUGUUGGAUCUUCCAUGUGUCAUACAGUGAGGUGAUGUCUGCUCAGUUAGUGUUGAUGGGACUUACCGGUGCUUGUACAGAAGUCUUCACUAAAAGUGCCAAGCCAGUACCUUGGCGUGAAGUCAUCGCCAAGCCGAGUUUGUACUUGGAUCUGAAUUGCCUCCCUAAGGACUUCUUGCUGAGGGACCCAUCUCAUUUGAGGGCCAGUGACAUCAACAAGCUGUGGGAUCAUUGGGAAGCAAGAUGUGCAGCCAAGCAAAGGCUGGUUAUUUUUCUUGCAGCCAAGAUCAGUGACAUGAGCAAAGCAAGCCUGAAGAAUUCAGUUCCCUAUAAGGCGAAGAAAACGAAAGAGUACGUGGAAAUCAGUGAUGAAAACCACAGUGAUAGCUCAGCUGGACUACCCACAACACCACGUACUGAUGGGCCGGCCGGGACCAAACAUGUGUCCAAUCCAUCGGCCAGUGCUAACUCCAGGGCAUGUACCACCGGGGCGGCUGACAGUGAUUCCUCAGAUGAGGAAUCAGCCAUACUGUCCUUUGCAGGAUGUACAACAGCAUCGGCCACUCGACCCUCUGGUGCUCAAGAAGGUGCACCAGCAGCGGUUGCUAUGAAGGAUCGUGUCCGGUUCUUGAAGUCCCUUAGCAACCAUGAUGGAUACCUACUGUUGGUUGAAGGCAUCAAUGAGCUUAGAUGA